UUUUAAUUGAUGUUGUUGAUGUUUGUAUAUUAACAUAGCAUUGUUUUGUAGGUGUUGAAGCUUGGGCUUAAGCCUUGAGCUUGCCUUGUGUUGUGCAUAGUUUGUUUAAACUGGUUAACUGUUUGUUGUUUAUGGUUUGUCUGCUUGAGUACUGACUGAGUUUGAUUGUUUCCAGGUACUUUAGUUGCUCAGUUCCUUGUGAACUAUUGCUUUGCUUUGCUUUGCUUAAGCAACUUGCAUAGAGGGACCCUUUGGAUCGAGAUCUUGGCUGAGAGACUUUCUAUUCAGAGAUGAGAAGACCCGGCUUGAAGGAUGAUGUUGCUUACAGUUUCUUUGACCCGGAUAUCAGUGUGCUGAAGGAUAUGAUAGCGUUGAUCACUCCUGACCAUGUGGGGUUGUUUCGUGAGGUGUAUGGGGGUAUUCUGAAGACAGUUUUCAGGCUCAUGGAUAGAGACAGGAGUGCCAUCCAUACUCUACUUCAGUUUUACGAUCCUGAGCUGAGGUGUUUCGUCUUCCCAGAUUACGUGCUAGGGCCGAUGUUGGAAGAUUAUGCUGAUAUUUUGAAUAUCCAGAUCAGGGAUCAGGUUCCUUUCCGUGUUACUAAGGAAGAACCUGAUAUUGGUGGGAUUUCUCGUGCCUUCUAUCUGAGUCCAGAGGUUGUGAAGGGUAAUCUGAAGGAGAAGGGUAAGUUGCCUGGUUUUCAUCUGAGUUUCCUAGAGGCUAAGGCUAAAGAGCAGUCAGAAUUGGGGAAUUGGGAAGCUGUCUGUGCUCUGGUUGCGGCGAGCAUUUAUGGGAUCAUUCUGUUUCCGAACCAGAAGAACUUUGUGGAUAUCAAUGCCAUCCGCUUGUUUAUUCGAAGGAAUCCUAUCCCUACAUUGAUUGGAGAUGUCUAUUAUUCGGUUCAUAACCGGAAUGAGAAGAGGCGUGGGGGUCUGAUUCGAUGCUGUGCGCAGUUAUUGGUCAAGUGGUUUAUGGGUUACUUGCCAUCCAAGGGUGCUUUUGUUCUUCUGGGUCAGAAUGUUAAUUGGGCGACCAAACUGAUGGGUUUGAGGGCUAAGGACAUAGAUUGGACUCACAGCAGCGGGGUUGGCCAAGAUUUUAUUUGCAGUUGCAGGGGUUUUCCCAAUGUGCCACUUAUAGGGGUGCAGGGUUGCAUUAAUUAUAACCCGACACUUCUUAAGAGGCAGAUGGGAUUCGCUAUGGAGCUUCCACCAUACAAGAGUGAUGUUCAGGAAUCUGUGUACUUCCCGGUUGAGGGUAAUCAGGAUAGGGUGAAGCAGAUAUCCGAUGCAUGGCGCAGUAUUCAAAGGAAAGGCAAGGCUUCUUGGGGUAGGGCUAACAACAGAUCUUUUCCUCCAUUCGAUGAUUGGCUCAGAAAGAGAGUGGAGCUUACUUGUCUACCGUUUCCUAUGGUCGAUCCGUGGUAUCCGUUGGUUGAGGAGACUCCUUCUACUGUCAGUAUGGAUGAGUUCUUAGAGAUGAAGCGGGAACGAGAUCAGCUGCUUGCAGAGAAGACGGAAUUGGAGAUGAAUGUUGCUCGGGUUCAGAGAGCCAAUCAGGAGCUCAAAGCAAAGAUGGAAGAUCAAGACAAGCGGCAUGCCCUGAAUGCAAAGCGCUUCGAGAUGGAUACCGCCUACUAUGGGAAGGUUAGUCAGGCUUUGGCAUCUUCAGCAAAGGAGCAUGAUAUCACUAAGGAGAAGCUGUUCAGAGCAUCAAAGGUGAUAGAAGAUGAGAAGAGGAGGCAAAUCCUAGUCAGGGAUCAGAGGGAUGAGAGAGCCAGAGUCCUCGCUGCAGAGUGGGAGGCGGAGAAAGCAAAGAUCAGGGCCGAGAGAGAUCAUUACAUGGCAGAGAGAGACCACUACUUCAGACAGAUGAAGAUUCAUCAGAAGGAAGUUGGAAGACUACAGCAGGAGAACACCGAGCUCAGGUUCGCCGUAGAGUUCGCAAGGAUGGAAGGCGAGAUGGGGCCACCUGUGGGACCCUCAUCCAGAUAGAUCUUUCAUUUGUGUUGAAUUACCGUCAGGCUUGUUGACGGAAUUCAUUUGCUUGUAUUUCUUUCCUAUUUUGGAGGAUUGUAUUUGAUAUUUGAUCUGAUGUAUGACUAUUGCACUGAUUGUGCACUCUUUUGGUUAUGUGAUGGCGAUUUUCAUUCAA
Messenger RNA from Lathyrus oleraceus (garden pea), 2154 nucleotides. RefSeq lists its product as uncharacterized. The transcript is spliced from 2 exons. The record is from RefSeq and is a predicted model, not a curated record. The coding region runs from base 291 to 1994 and encodes 567 amino acids. NCBI's taxonomy places the organism in Eukaryota, Viridiplantae, Streptophyta, Magnoliopsida, Fabales, Fabaceae.